CUUGGUUUCGACAAACUGCGCUUGCGCACUAGCGAUUUAGCAUCAUGGCGGAGUCGUUACGAAAAUACGAGCUAAUUUUCGGCGACUGAGAGACUUCAGAAAUAAAAACACAGAUGAGAACAUGCCUAGCGACAAGAAAAUAACCAAGGAAGACACAUGGAGACCAGCUGACCUGAGGAGACACAUCAGGGAGGAAGGGCAUGUUGAUGAGAGAAAGCCUCGGGGAGGGGAGUCCAUAGAGAGACGCCGCAGAGACCCAGAGAAGGAGUCCAGACGAGAGAGAGACAAGCACAGGGACAGGGAGAGCACGAGAGAGAGACGAGAUGAAGACGACAGAGACGGACAUGCAGAUCGGCGAAAAGAGGGCUCCCGGGACAGGAGAGGCGAUAAGGAGAGGGAUAGAAGAGAUGAGAGGGAGAAAAGAAGGGAGAGGGACAAGUUGGUGGAUGGGAAGAGGUACGACGAUGAUCACAAGGAGAGCAGAGACCGGAGGCGAGAAAGGGAGGAAAAGCAUGAAAGGGAGAGGGACAGGGAAAGACACAGAGAGAAGGAGAAAGAGAGGGAAAGGGACAGAGAGAGAGAGAAGGAGAAAGAGAGGGAAAGGGACAAGGAGAGACGCAACGAGGAGUACAUGGACAAAAGGAGGGAAGAGAGAGACAAGGAAAGAAGGAGAGAAGAGCGGGACAGAGAGCACAGAGAGAGGGAGAGAAGGAGACACGGGGAAAGCGAAGAGGGGGAAAGAGAUCGGUUAGAAAAGCACGAGAGAGAGAAGAGAGAUCGGCGUAGAGAGAGAGAGCGACACAAAGAUGACGAAGACAAGAGGAAUGACAAAGAAAGACGAGAGAGACACGGAGACAGGAAGCAUCUGGAACUGAAGGAGGAAAGAGAGCACAAAGAAGAACAUAGAAGACAUAAAGAGGAGAGAGAGAGGCGGCACAAAGAGAGAGGACAUCCUGAUGAAAAGCGGAAGCACGACAGUGAAUCCAGAGGGCAGCGAGACUCGAAGGGGUCAGGUGAAGAGGUCAGGCAUCACCGCGGCGACAGAGAGCGAGCCGAAGGGGACGAACACAAAGAGAGAAAGCACAGAGAGGAGGAGGACGCAGGCAGAAGUCAUCACAGAGACAGGGACAGCUCUAAGAAAUCAGCGUCUGACAAAAGUCAAAGACACGAGACUAAAACUGAGGAUGUAGCAAAAGUAUCUGAAGACUGGACAGCUAGUGUGAAAGCUGCAGGAGACACAGAGGAGCCUGUUGUCAAUGAUGAAGAUCCGGCUGAACAGGACUAUGAGGAUGACUUUGAGAAACUGGAUUAUGAGGAGGAUUUUGAGGAGAUGGAUGAGAGCUCAAAUGAAGGUGAGGAUGAGAAGGAGCCACAGCGUCCAGAGGUGGGCGAGAAAAGGGAGGAACUUACAGCACAAAAGAGAAAGGAAAUUGAAGCAAUUCAGAGAGCCAUGGAUGAAGAGAACGAGCGAGUGGGAACAGCUCAGUCCAGAGAAUUAACGAACAGAGAGGAGGAAGAUGAGCCUAAGUGGUCCAGAGGAUCUGAAAGGAACCAGAGUAGAGCAUCCCAGCGUGGGAAGUUUAUCGACUUUGUGGCCGCAAAGCAGCGUGAAGUCAGCAAGAAAGUUGCCACAAAACAGAAGAAACGCAGUACGGAGCUCCUUCGCUUGAUUGAUCUGGAUUUCUCAAUGACAUUCUCCCUUUUGGAUCUGCCACCUGUGAAUGAAUAUGACAUGUACAUCAGAACCUUUGGAACUGCAAACACUAAGCAGGCUUACGUUCAGUGUAAUGAGGAUAAUGCAGACCGAGACAUCCAGACAGAGGAGAUAGAGGUGUUUGAGAAGUGGACACAGCAUCCUCCAGAGCACAAUGGAGCCUGUGGUGAUCCGAACCUCUCCCAGGAAGCACGAGACAAAACCACAAGUGAAAUCAACUUUGAUUCGCAGCGCCUGACGGCAUUUCUGCACUCGGCCUCACAGGUCAUGGUUGUCCUGUUGGAAGAGGAUCAAGCUGAGAGAAAAUCCCUGAGAAAGCUGAGAUCUCAAACGGACACUCUAUCUUUCAGCGAUGGAAGUUUACAACUCAACACCAAGUUGCCUUUCCUUUAUGGUCGCAGCGUCAGCCUCUUGCACUUCUCUCAGGUCCAGAGGCAGACCAUGAUGUCAGUCCACAGCCCUACAACCGAGCCCAGUCCUGUUCGUCUUGACAGCUGCACGAUCAUCUGCAUCUGGAACAUCUGGGAGCCGUCCAGACCUCAAAAAGUCCUUGUCUACGAAUCCGAGGUGCAGUGCUGUUGCUUCAGCCCUGGAAAGGCCAUAUUGGUGUUUGCAGGCACAUCAGUCGGCUCUGUGGUGCUGUGGGACCUGAGGGAACACGCUAGUAACCAUUACAGCUUGAAGAUAGGGGAGGAUGAGUGGACUUUCCGACAGCCCAGCUUCUCCACUGAUGCAGUGAUGGCCGGCUCUGGCCAUUUCUCAUCUGUGACGUCUGUAGAAGUUGUCCCCUCCACUGUAGCAGGGGGGCUGAGGCCAGAGGUCCCCCUUUUGGCAUCUGAGGAAGAGUCAUCAGGAUUGUCAUUCCAGCUGGCUUCUCUGGACGAAACCGGGGUUUUAAAUUUCUGGGUGGUAGUGGAACUCCCCAAAGCCAACGAGGCAGGUUCUCCAACAGAUCUAGGGCUCAGGCCUGGCAGCAAAGUGAAGUUACUUCACAGCUCCUCCCUCCUCACUGCUGAGAGGGUGUCACCGCGAGAUGCAGCGAAAACAGGGCCGUUACAGACACUUCAUUUAAAGUUCCUUCCAACAGACUCCAAUCACUUCUUUGUCGGCACCAAUAUGGGUCUGGUGAAUCAUGGAACGAGUCACGGUUUGAAGGCUCCACCGAAGUUUUACAGGUUUCAGGAGGCUGGAGUCCGACCUGUUGACGUCAGCUCAAUCCACUUUUCUCCCUUCAUGCAACACUUGUUCUUGGUGGGUUGUGGAGACGGCAGCAUCAGGCUGCACGCAGUCAGCCAUGAGCAGCCUGUGGCAGAGUGGAGGAAUGGUACAGCUGGUGAACCAGUGGUCUCACUGCACUGGGCCCAGACCAGACCAGCAGUCUUCUGUGUUCUCGAUGCAGCCUCUAACCUCCACAUAUGGGACCUGCUGAAAAAUGAUACAGAGCCUGUGGUCACUGAAAGGAUUAUUUCUGACAGGGUGACUGCCAUGGCUGUGUUUGGAGACUCAGGACAACAAAACACAUAUUCAGGAAUAGCACUGGCACACGAGUCAGGAACAAUAGAAAUGCAGUAUUUCACGAGAAACCUUACUGCGCCCAUUACUGCAGAGGAGGAGAAGUUGGAGAGUAUGAUGACUGAAGCCUUCUGAAACACUGCAUCAAAGAUUUUUAAACUCCGGAAAGCAUAAAGAUCAAUUUAUAAAUCUGAUUUUGUCACAGUCACUUUACAGUAUAUGUCCUGUUUUAAUUUGAUGUGUGUUUUCUUCUUAAAUCCAUGAAACACGCCUAGAAAAUCUAAUAUUAACAUUAGCUAUGAGAACAAUGUGGCUAAAUACCAAAGAUCCUUUAUAGGGGCCACAACUUAUUUAAUAUAAAUACAUUAUAAGAAACAAAUAAUGUAAAUGCUUGUUGAUGUAAAUAUUUGUACUGUUUGAUUAAUGUGAAAUAUUUGUACCGUAUUAACAAGUUUAAUUUUUAUACAAUAAACUGAGUAUA
Molecule: messenger RNA, 3707 nt
Organism: Morone saxatilis (striped sea-bass)
Lineage: Eukaryota; Metazoa; Chordata; Actinopteri; Moronidae
Gene: dync2i1
Product: dynein 2 intermediate chain 1
Exons: 24
Coding region: 122-3361 (1079 amino acids)
Biological process (GO): intraciliary transport
Cellular component (GO): cytoplasmic dynein complex
Molecular function (GO): dynein heavy chain binding; dynein light chain binding
Source: RefSeq, a predicted model, not a curated record